AGGACGCAGCAUCUCCAGUCUCUCCCAGAGCCUCUCAGCAGGCAGCACAAGGAAAAGGCUCCCUCUCUGAGCAAGUGCACGGUUUCUGUGUUCCGUGGCAAGGUGAGCCCCGAGAUCCCUCCAGCAGAGGGGAGUGCAGCCUGUGCAGCAGGAGAAGGGGAGAGCUUGGCAUCUGCACCAUGUCUGGAACAAGAUUCCAUCUUGAACAAGUAUCGGUGAAAAACACCAUGUUCCUUCUCGAGUCUCUUGGAAAAGCAGGCUGAGGUCAGCAGGCUUUCAGAGAGGGAAAUUUGGAAAGAAGCUGCUGCUAGAUGAGAUUAUUGCUAAAGGUUGCAAACGUGUGGGAACUGCUAAGUGGAAGCGGCCAUGUCGCAAGCAACUCACCCACCCACCUUCCUGGUGAACUUCCAGCUCCUGAGCAUUGUGGUGGUGCUGCUCUUCCAUGCAGACGGCAUACAUGCAGAAAGCCCCAGUGAAGUGCCUGCCAAUAAGUCUGAGGUGUGCACAGGCUCGUACAUCUGCAAAAAGGGUGUGAUCUUACCAAUAUGGGAACCCCAAGAUCCCUCAUUUGGUGACAAAAUAGCUCGAGCAACAGUGUAUUUUGUAGCGAUGGUGUACAUGUUCCUGGGAGUAUCCAUCAUAGCUGACCGCUUCAUGUCCUCCAUUGAAGUCAUCACAUCCCAAGAACGGGAAAUAACCAUCAAGAAGCCCAAUGGCGAGACCAGCAAAACCACAGUGAGGAUCUGGAAUGAGACUGUUUCCAACCUCACACUGAUGGCUUUGGGCUCAUCCGCUCCUGAGAUCCUUCUGUCUGUCAUUGAAGUGUGCGGCCAUGGCUUCACAGCGGGGGACCUGGGGCCAAGCACAAUUGUGGGGAGUGCUGCAUUUAAUAUGUUUGUCAUCAUUGCAAUCUGUGUUUAUGUUGUUCCUGACGGAGAAAUAAGGAAGAUCAAGCACUUGCGAGUGUUUUUUGUUACAGCAGCCUGGAGCAUCUUUGCCUACACUUGGCUUUACAUUAUUUUAUCUGUGUCUUCUCCUGGGAUUGUGGAGGUUUGGGAAGGCUUGCUCACCUUCUUCUUCUUCCCAAUCUGUGUAGUGUUUGCCUGGAUAGCUGACAGGAGGCUUUUAUUUUACAAGUACGUCUACAAGAAAUACCGAGCUGGCAAACAGAGAGGCAUGAUCAUUGAGCAUGAGGGUGACCGACCCUCCUCCAAAGCUGAUAUUGAGAUGGACGGAAAGGUUGCUAAUUCUCAUGUGGAGAACUUUUUAGAUGGGACACUGGUGUUGGAGGUAGAUGAAAAAGACCAGGAUGAUGAGGAAGCCAGGAGGGAAAUGGCUCGGAUCCUGAAGGAGCUGAAACAAAAGCACCCUGACAAGGAAAUUGAGCAGCUCAUAGAGUUGGCCAACUACCAGGUCCUAAGCCAGCAGCAGAAGAGCAGGGCUUUCUAUCGCAUCCAGGCCACUCGACUUAUGACAGGAGCCGGCAACAUCCUGAAGAGACAUGCUGCAGACCAGGCCCGCAAAGCUGUCAGCAUGCAUGAGGUCAACAGUGAGGUGGCAGAAAAUGAUCCCAUCAGCAAGCUGUACUUCGAACAGGGUACCUACCAGUGUCUGGAGAACUGUGGCACCGUUGCCCUGACCAUCAUUCGUCGGGGUGGCGAUUUGACCAACACAGUCUAUGUUGACUUCCGGACAGAGGAUGGGACGGCCAACGCCGGCUCUGACUAUGAAUUCACUGAAGGGACAGUGGUCUUCAAGCCCGGAGAGACCCAGAAGGAAAUCCGUGUUGGCAUAAUCGACGAUGACAUAUUUGAGGAGGAUGAGAAUUUUCUGGUCCAUCUCAGCAACGUCCGUGUGAGCACUGAGGCAGAUGAGGGUAUUCUCGAGGCCAGUCGUGUCUCCACACUUGCCUGCCUGGGCUCACCGUCUACUGCCACCGUCACCAUCUUUGACGACGAUCACGCUGGCAUAUUCACCUUUGAGGAACCAGUAACACAUGUCAGUGAGAGUGUGGGAACCAUGGAAGUGAAAGUGUUGCGAACCUCCGGCGCACGAGGAAAUGUUAUUGUGCCCUAUAAAACCAUUGAAGGCUCAGCCAAAGGUGGAGGAGAAGACUUUGAAGACACUUGUGGGGAGCUGGAGUUCCAGAACGAUGAGAUAGUCAAAACGAUAUCAAUCAAGGUGAUAGAUGAUGAGGAGUAUGAGAAAAACAAGACCUUCUACCUAGAGAUCGGGGAGCCCCGGCUGGUGGAGAUGAGUGAGAAGAAAGCGCUGUUGUUGAAUGAGCUUGGUGGCUUCACAAUCACAGGGAAACUCUGGAAGGGCAAACCUGUCUUCAGGAAGGUACAGGCUAGAGAGCGUCCUCUUCCUUGCACCGUGGUCACCAUCCGAGAGGAGAACGAAGAGAAGCAGCCACUGACCAGCAAGGAGGAGGAAGAACGUAGAAUCGCAGAGAUGGGGCGCCCUGUCCUGGGGGAGCACACCAAGCUUGAAGUCAUCAUUGAGGAAUCCUAUGAGUUCAAGAACACGGUGGACAAGCUCAUUAAGAAGACAAACCUGGCCUUGGUGGUUGGCACAAACAGCUGGAGAGAGCAGUUUAUUGAGGCUAUUACCGUCAGCGCGGGGGAAGACGACGAUGACGAUGAAUGUGGGGAGGAGAAGCUGCCCUCCUGCUUUGACUACGUGAUGCACUUUCUGACCGUCUUCUGGAAGGUCCUUUUUGCCUUCGUACCCCCGACAGACUACUGGAACGGCUGGGCCUGCUUCGUUGUCUCCAUCCUCAUGAUUGGCAUCCUGACAGCAUUCAUUGGUGACCUGGCGUCCCACUUCGGCUGCACCAUCGGCUUGAAGGACUCCGUCACUGCAGUCGUGUUUGUGGCGCUGGGGACAUCAGUGCCAGACACGUUUGCCAGUAAGGUGGCAGCCACGCAGGACCAGUACGCAGAUGCCUCCAUCGGGAACGUCACCGGGAGCAAUGCCGUGAACGUUUUCUUGGGCAUCGGAGUGGCUUGGUCCAUCGCGGCCAUCUACCACGCGGCACAUGGACAGUCCUUUGAAGUCUCACCUGGCACUCUGGCCUUCUCCGUCACUCUCUUCACCAUUUUUGCUUUUAUCAGUGUGGGCGUGCUGCUCUAUCGGAGGAGACCCGAAAUCGGAGGUGAGCUAGGCGGGCCGCGGACUUCCAAGCUGCUCACAUCCUCACUCUUUAUCCUCCUCUGGCUCUUGUACAUAUUCUUCUCAUCUCUGGAAGCCUACUGCCACAUAAAAGGCUUCUAAAGGAACAAUCGGAGAUAGUAAAUAUAUGUAUAUCUAUAUGUAUCUAUAUAGAGCAAUAUAUAGGUAUAGAUAUAGAUAUAACGCUGUGUAUAAUGAACAGAGAAAGAAUAAAAGAGAUUUGCCAUGUUCACACACCUGCUGAUGGAAAGCGGCUUUGGAGCGUCCUUUGAACUAGGCAGGACCCCAAAGUCGGCUGGACCCCUCCUCGGGGGUCCCUUCUUUGCAACUCUACCAGUGAGAGCAGCCGGCAGUCCCUGAGCCCUUUCCUAUCGCUCCCACUGACUCCGGGAGGAUGGAUGCGAAGGCAACUGGGCGAGUCGGCACAGGGAAGGCCGAGUGGCUGGCUAGAAGUGGAGCCAGUGGGCAAGGAAAGGAGAGCAAGGGUCCCGACCUCCGACCAUCCUCCGUCUGCCUUCGCCUCUUGGGAACGUCUCUUCCGGCCCUAUUGGAAAGAAGCGAGAGACCAGACUGAAGACAAGGGGAAACUGGGAGCCUUCUAAGGAUAGAACACAACCAUUUCCAUCAUUUGAUUUUUUUUUCUUUCAUUUUGAUGUGUGUACAAUUAGCAUUCCUCCCUUUCUCCCCGCUCCAUUUUCCCCUUUCCCCCUGUUCUCCGUGCUUUGGGGACGCAGCCACAUGUCUGGUGUCCUGAGCUGAGGUCCCACCUCAUCCCUCCCUGGGCAUGCUGUCAUGGUACUAGUAACAUUUGCAUGAACGAAACGACCCCUAUCUGUAUAUAACAUCCUAUAGCGAUAGUCCUUCCAGCCGUGUGGGUUGAGCAUUGCUGAUACAAGUGUUUUCUUUUCACCUGGUUUUAUUUAUUAUAGUUAGUUGAGUUUCUCCCAUAGGUUUGGGGUUUUUUGUUGUUGUUGUUCUUCGGUUGUUUGUUUCCUCUUCACAGGGAGUGACAGGAGGGAAAGCUUUCCCCACUCCCUGCUCCGUGCAUGUGUCCCCAAGAAGCAAUAACAGCCACGCGGACAUAGGUUUUCUGUGUUCUUGGAGGCCAACUGGCAGCCCUCGUUUCAGGACCUGUCCUUGGGGCUGCUCCUUCCCCACAGCCAUUUGGAGGCAGAAUAAUUCAGCACAAGGGCUGUAAGGAGUUCUCCUCGUGUGCCACGUCGGGGCGCAGCCCUGGCACAGUGGUGAGGGGGUGGUGAGCAGGGUAGCAGGGAGGAGGCAGAGCAAGGGAUGUGUCCGGCACCAAGCGAGCAUGUCCCUUCUGAAACCAAUGGAAGGGGCACAACAGGGCCACUUCAGGAUGCCUACAGUGUCUGAGGGAUGUCCCCUACCCGUGCUUCCCACCAGCCAUACCAGUGGCCCAGACAGGCAAUCCCCAGCAUGCGCAUCCACCGGUGAGCUCCUCCGACCUGGCUGGAACGCACCUCUGCACCAUUACCCUUGGGCUGGGGUGUCUGUAUCCAUUGUGAACAAUCUGCAGGAACUUCGAUGAACCUCUUGUAAGAGUUUCUCCAGGAGUCUGAAGAUAUUUUUCCUUGUCAAUUCUCUUCUCAGUUUUGAGGGGUUAUUGUGGUUUUCCUUUUGGCUUUUCGUUUGUUUUAAGGGGAGAAUUGAACACAGAUGCAGGUUGUUCAGGUGUGUGAUUACCUUUAUGUACAAUGACUUCAUUUUCAUUUGUUUGCCUUCGUUGAUUUUUCAUUGUGUGUAUUGCCCACCACUAUAGGCAGUGAGUCCACUAAUUGUGAUGAUCCUUAUCAAUGGUACACAAUGCACAGACAAAUAAAGUUUGCAAUGAUUCCUCAUGGACCCAGUAGUGCUCCUGCAUAUUCUCUAUGGAGAACCCUCCCCUUCCCCCUUGUUGUCUCCCUGUACGUGGCACCCACCUCUUAUUUCUUCAUCGCUUUGCCUUCGUUGUGUUUCUGCUGCCAACAAGGGCACCAGGGCCCCCACAUGCCCGCUCCUGCCCCGUGGGAGAGGAUCGAACGCUGUCACCGAGCCUGGCCCUCUCCCAAGGCUGCUUUGUGCCACCCGAUCUGCCCGCGAGCACUCAGCACCCCCCAGGACGAGCACAGGUCGAGCAUCAGCAUCACUAAGCCAAGCGCAGUCGCUCACAUCCACGUGCUUUCCCCGGGCACUGAACAGUCUGAGCGGAGCAGCUCUCCUGACCCAGUAAUUACAUCUACUGAAAGGUGAUGCUGGUGUUUCACUCUCAUCAUCCUUCACUUCUCCGCAAUGAACUGCACUCACUGAAGUAAUUAGCAAGUCAAAUGGGACUUGUGCAGCAGCCUGCUUUAACAGGCAGUAAAUAACUUUUCUGCUCAAAGAGCCUUCCAGCGGGGAUGAUGGAGCACUGCUUGCUUAGGACACGGCCUAAAUCACACAGUUAACGCCAGCCUUGUUUAUGCUAUUACUCUCCGCCAGCCGCAUGCUUUUGGCACCCGUAACGAGCUCGUGCAAAACACGAUGCCUCUUUGCCCAGCAAACCGCACUCCUCGAGACACACGGGCUCCGGAUGCCCCCAGUUUUGGGGUUGAUUUUCUCCCUGUGUUCAUCACUUCCUACAAGGACAAGAGGGCAGGGGAGGGCUGGAGACCCUUUCCGAUAGACACGUGCCUCAACUAUGCCAAGCAACUGGAUGUGGUCUGUGAAUUCAGUGUGCUAUUUAUUUCUGCUGCGUGCCAGGAGGAGAGGACUGGAGCAUGUGUGUUAUUGUUAGGGUUAUUUUUAAACGCUUGGGUAUGAAGCGAGAGCGGCGGUACUGGGGGUUAUGUAUGUGCCUAGGGAGGAGGACUGAACACCUUACCAGCCCAAAAGUGCCGGUGUGCCAGAGGCAGAAAGAAGAGGGAAGGCUUCGUGCUGGAGGGAAUAAUUCUGGGAGAAGUCUCUGCAGGAUUUUUCCAUAGGCUUUGGCACCUGCGCCCAUCCCGGGCAGCACAUUUGCAGAGUGCCAGGAGCCUCCCCAGCCUCGCAAGAUGCCCAACCACACACGCACACUCAGCUGCAGGAAAGCCUGUUUAUCUUGUAAAAACUUGACUUGUGCAGGAAAGCAUCCAGAGGCCUCUGUAUUCCUGCAAAAUGCGCCGAGGGACAAUAAAUACGGCCAGAUUCCUCACCUUUUAAGGACUUGAGACUUCCCUCUUUUGGAAGCGGAGGUGCCAAGCUCGUCGCCAGCGCUGGCAUGAAGGGAUGGGAACGCUGCCGACGCAGGCACUGCCGGCUGGAUGUCCAGCACGGGGACAGGGGCAGCACCACGGUGUCCCCCCACUGCUGGAAACCCCCUUGAGCGGCUGCCAAAGCACGUGUCCCCAACCCGAAUGCUGUGACUGUGAGCUGGAUGCACCUGAUGGCUGGGAUGCAGUUACAGCGAUGCCCCCCAGCAUCUUGGGCGCGAGGCCAGGCAAGCGAUGGCCACCGUGCAUGUUUCCAGGUGGCAGAGGAGAAGGCGGGCACACUGAACCCUUCCUGCUCGCUUUUACCGCCCCUCGCUCAUGGGGUGUUGGAAGUUCCAGUGUUUCUGCUGAAUUUCCAUGUCAUCGAGGCCCACGGAUGCUGUCGUUCCCCCCUCCUAAGCACGUCAGAGCAAACUGAACACUGUAACUGGGCGCUCGAGGUCCACUUCACCUCUUUCAGCUCAAAAAAGCUCCUGUUCUCAGCACUAAAUGUACUAAAAAUCACCCACUUGCUCCACAUAACAGUGGGCAGAGCUCAAUUAAGGCCCAGUCCUGCUGCGUGGUGAUAACACGAGGCUGUUCAAAGCAGGUAGGAGACAACGUCCUUGCUGGGAGACCUCCAGAUGCAGCAACUGCUGGUACUGACCCACCCUUAGAGCUCCUGGACCCUCACAGGACAUGCGGGACACUCACAGGCCUCUCCCUUGGCCUCUCUGUGGAGGCUGGAUUUAUUUCCUCUGUUUGAUGCCCAACUCAGAGCCUGUCCCAGGCCGGUCUGGGGGUGAAACCAGCUUUCACAGGCUGCUGGCUCUGUGGUGGUCUGGUCUUGCUGAGCAGUGAGAGCUGCCCUGAGCAAAAAGACAAGCCAGCACCUCCCAUAUCCUCACCUACCUGUUCCACGUGGCUUCCCUCCUCUUCCCAAGUCAAUGUGUAUUUGUUCCCCAAUGGCCACCCUCCUCACAAGGCUCCUCCAGCUCCUGCUCUGCACAGAGCACUAAGCCCAUGGUGCCCCAUGGCAGGAGGCUGGGCUCUGCUGAAAACCCAGCUCUUCAGGCUGCCCGAGAAGGCCGCAGCUCAGCAGCGUGGCCAUAUGGGACUCAUUAUGGAUGGAGAGAAGACAGCAGGGAGCCCUCCUCCGAGCUCCAGCCUGAUGCUGGGACGAGCAGCCAGACGGUGGUGAAGCCACCUCAGGAACAGAGCUCUUGCAGCCUCAUUGGAGGCUUCCAUCAGCGAGGCAGAACCCCAGUGGGGCAGGAGGGAGAGCCCAGCAGCACUGCUCAGCCCUCCGAGCCCCGGUGGGCGCACCACGCUUGGCAGCCCCCACCUCAAGCCUCCCCAUCUCUUCUCUGGCGCGGUUCCUUGUCAGCUCACACAAUGCAGCUACACUAUUUGAAAAGCCAUACUAUUUGUUGGUACGACUCUUUUCGGACUGUCGAUUUAUAUAUAUUUGUUGAUAAAAGAGGUCAUCUUGGGAGACGCUCGUAGUCUACUGGGGAAUGAUCACCCAGUGCUGUAUAUUCUGUACAUGCUGUAUAAACAAAGCAAAGUAUUUAAGCCUAAAUGUUUGCGGGGAGAGGGGAGGCCAGCACCGGGCAACCUGGCAUCCCCUGGGGUGAGUGUGGACACGGGGACGGGACCCGGCCCAAUAACGGGGCAGUGCACCCGCAGAUGCGAGGCCACAUCCGAAGCCAUGGUGACGCCACACAUCCCGUCCCACCAGAGCCCGACCGUCCCACGCACGGUCACUGAGCCUGCCCCGUCCUUUCCGUGUCGUUCGAAACCAUCGGGGACAGUCGUGGCAGCCUCGAGACGUUGUGCUGAGCUCAUCUAUUUUUAUAUCUGUGGUGUUCCCCAGUUCAUAGAGAGUAGUGAACAAGUACCCCUAUAGCUGAAAGUGACAUGUUCAAAAUAAACGUACGACUGCAGAAAUUGUUUGUAAUAAUAAUUUAUUUGAAAUAUUCUGCCAAAGAUAGCUCUCUUAAUGGUCUGUAAGCGUCGUUUCUCUCUCUUUGCUCUGAAUGUCAUUGUGAAAGCACCUUUCUCCCUGCUCUCUUCGGAAGAUUUGCUUUUGUUUUGGUAUGUUUAAGGGCAACAAAAAAGGCCCAUGUUUUGGUUUUGGUUUUGUUUUUAAGCAGAGCGGCAUGGUGAGGAGCAGAGGGACGCAGGGGGGCUCAGGGGGAUGCAGGAUGGCUUCUCAUCGCUCGGGUGAUGGAUGGGACACAGCAAAGGGGAGGAGAUGUGGGCACGCGCCCCCUCCCCAGGUGUGAGCGCCCAUGGGAUGAGCUGGGCCUCCCAAAGCCACCCCCGAGGGAUCACGCCCAUAUGGCCCUGCAGCCCCACCUGCAAUGCCUCACGUCAGGGCCGGGUCUGGUGGGUGUGGGUUUAACCAGGGGUGAAGCUGCCCAGAUCCAUCCGCUCCGAAAUUAGAGAUUUCUUUAUUUUUCAUGCUGGGAAAAAAACAAAACAAAACAAGAGUCUCAUUUCCCUUCCUCAUAGUUUUCGCUUGAAAGAGCUUUUUAAUGCUAGAAAAACACCUCCCGUCAUCAUUUGUGAUCCUUCCACCCGUUGCACCAGGAGCCCAUCCCUAUCCGUACCCAUCAGACCCCACCUUGCCGGAGAUGCGUAUGGCAGAGGGGUUGGGUUGGAUGGGUCGCCGGGUCGGGUAGUUCGUGUUUUGCUUCUGAGCAGAGUCAUGAACCUUCUUAAUGGUAAAAAGGCAGAGGAACGGAUCGGUGACAAAGAAAGGGGUCGGGAACGGCUCCUCAUGCACCUGUGAUGGAGAGGAGGCGGCGGUGUGGGGCGCAGGGGGUGAGGCGGGGAUGUGGGGUGCGUGGGAUGGAGCCCCCGGCAGUGUCUGCAGCCACGGCGUCACGGGGACGGGCGGCAGCUGGGAGAAGAACUGGGUUUCUGAGCACUGUGCAUUUUGUUAAUUAGGAAAUUCAAAUAGUUUUAUUUUUUACCAAAAAAAGAAAAAAAAAAAAAAAAGCCAACGAACAGAUAAAUCUUUAUUCCGGUAAAGACAACUGUUGACUUGAGAUAUAUAUAUAUAUAUAUAAAUAUAUAUAUAUAAAGCAUAUAUAUAUAUAUGUUAUUUGGAUGGUUUAUAUGCUACAUAACAUGGAAGCGUUGCGAGGUGUGUCGCCCCGAUGUACAAAAUAAAUGACUUUUCCCUGCAUGCUGCCUGGGUAUGUUGUGACUUGAAUUAAGAACUGCCUUAUGCAGAGGUUGUAUGUUACCCGCCCGGGGAAUGGCCUGGCACUGUCCAUCACAUCCCACGUGUAUUGGUGCUGUGUUGUGUCCGGUUCCGACGAGCUGUCCGUCAUCCGUGUGCUUCGUGGGAGAGCUUUAUCUUGUUAAGCCGUGCUCUGUAAACCUCUCAUUGCCUGAAGUAGCCCAGAGUUGUACAAAUCAGUGUCUUCAGCCGUUUUCCUAAUUUUAUCACAUUUCCUAACACGAAAUAUAGAUGUUUGUAAAUUCU
Molecule: messenger RNA, 9882 nt
Organism: Gallus gallus (chicken)
Lineage: Eukaryota; Metazoa; Chordata; Aves; Galliformes; Phasianidae
Gene: SLC8A1
Product: solute carrier family 8 member A1
Exons: 11
Coding region: 367-3276 (969 amino acids)
Biological process (GO): calcium ion import across plasma membrane; sodium ion transmembrane transport; cell communication
Cellular component (GO): sarcolemma; postsynapse; axon
Molecular function (GO): calcium:sodium antiporter activity
Source: RefSeq, marked validated